Molecule: messenger RNA, 6060 nt
Organism: Amoebophrya sp. A25
Lineage: Eukaryota; Dinophyceae; Syndiniales; Amoebophryaceae
Source: the annotation of a GenBank genome assembly
AGCAUUCUAAACGUCUUCAUGAUGGAAAUUUCACAUGACCUUUCCCCAUGCUAUUGAAUUGCUUCCAACCCUCGCCAAAGUAAGUACAUUAUUAAUUUUUGAUUACAUUGGUUCCGUCUUCGCGGCCUUUACUUUCCCUACUUCUUUGCCUUUGUUUGACCUGCGCAAAAACUACGCAUAAAGAUGGUUGUAGACGUUUCAACGAAGAUGUGGGGCCAACGCAUGGGUGUCCAUCUACGGUUUGACUUCCAGUGUUGUACCAACAUAGAGAGAAGAUAGACGUAGGUAAGGUGGCUUUAGAAAACGAUGUCGUGGUUCGCGACAAUCAUGCGUUGGCCACCAUGGGCGAUUCCACUGCUGCACGGUGUUUUCGUAGUGCUUACGCUGGUGCCGAGCAGCAGCCGUUGGCGUGCUCAUGCUGCCUCUGCAGCUGAGGAGCCUUUUCCAUCUAGAGUGGUCAACAUGCCGGUUGGGGUUGGCGGAAGUCCAGUUGUGUCCCAGCAGGGCCACGAUGCUGUUGAGUCACUCGAGCAGUGGGGAACUUCCUUCAGAAAAACUAGCAGCAGCAGGAGAGGAAUGUCCGCGGCGCUUGAUGGGACUGGGUCCGGUGUAGAAGAUGACACUACCUCCUACAACCACACCGCUGGCACGAAUGUAGCCGAUCGUACGUCGCCUUUCCCAAGUAUGCUGCCUCCUCUAGCGGAUCCAAAGACGACGCGGUCAGCCGGCGACGAGGAGGUGCUAGAGGAAGUGCUAUUGAUCAUUGGAUUGACAGUGCUAUUUCUCGGUUUGGUGGCGCUUUUUUGCUGGUGCGAGCAUCGUGCCGUGAAGGCCCAUAGCCACGAGGAAGCUGCGCGACGCCGCUCUGUGGUAGCAAAAAAUGCCAAUAGCGGAAAUCGUGCGCGCGCAGAGGGUUCUUCUGCGGGAGAUGCUUCUUUCAGUGUCGACGCGGCUCUCGCACGCCAAGGGGCUCCUGGCAUUGAUGAGGAACAGAGUGACGACGGCAUUCCACUGUCGGUGCACCUCAACGACGCUUUUCUGAGCGCCGCUUUCGAGCACGAAGCUGUGCUUGAGGCCGAAAGAAGAAGUCGCGCUGAGCACCGUGCGAAUCAACGUGGUGAAGAUGGGGCUCGCCCAAAUAAUCGAAUGUUAACCGAGGAGGAAAUUAGAAGGUAUAACGGCACUGGACAAGAACAAGGACCACAACAAUUGAUGAUAGAGGCCGAUCCAAGUUCGCGGGCUCGUGCAAAUGAGAAAGACCAGGCAAUUGUUCUGAUGGACCCACAAUAUCAAGGACAACAAGCUCUACUUCGCCCAUCGACCACAUCAUCAUUGGGGGGAGGAAAGUGGAUAGCCACGCCACGUUGGUCUCGUCUCUCGCAGGAGUCCUCUAUGAGUCAAAAGGGAGGUCUUUGCAUGACUCCGGGAAUGUAUCCACAGGGGAGUGAUUUCUUUGCCUACGCUAAUCUUGCACCUGACGAAGACGACGCAUUAUUGCGAAAGGCGCAACUUGCAAGCCUAGAAGAGGCUUGCAGAGGUGGCUACGCACCAGAUUCUUCCUAUGAAAAUGCUGCAGUUGGAGCAGGGGCAACAGCAACUGGGCCUACGCUUAUAGGGUAUGAUGAACAGAAUAAUGGAGGAAACAAUUAUAAGGACAGUGUGAAUCUUGACACCGAGACUCGGGAGAUCAUUCUCGGGACAAAUCAAGCUGCCUCUCAGCAGGACAUCAACACUCAGGGGCAAGGAUCUCAGAAUGCCGAACAAGCAAGUGAGAGAAAAUUAUCCAGCACAGAAAUCGUUGCGGAGGUUCUCGCUAGCAGGGGCGGGCACUCAAUCUCUUCUGCGCCUGAGUCCUCUCAAACGAACGAAAGACAUUCAUUCUCGUCGUCGAGUGGCCUAAGGAUAUCAGGAGAGCGGCCGCCAACAAUUCCUGAGGAGCCACAAGGAAGCCCGAACAGUGACGUUUCGUUGCGGGCUUCGAUUGUUCAUCAGACAAAUCAUCUCGUUCGAAGUGAAGGUGGAGCGAUGCCGGCAAAGCGCAGAGAAGUUUUCGAUAGUGAGGACGAAAAUGAGAAACAAGCGGAAAAAGGCCAAGUGAUGAAAUCGCAAAUACCAGCAGAAGAACUACACGAUGAAAGCAGGAGUCUUCAAGAAACAACAACCCGCAAAGGACUAUCAUCUUCGAGUUAUAGUAAUGCCGCUGGAGUCCAGCCCACAGCCAUUGGCAAACGAGCGAUGCGCGAGGUAGAUGAUAUCGUACCUGGCACCUUCUCGGAACCGCUCCCGCACGCAGUGAAGAAAGACGUACUUUCGAUAGACGAUGCUGGGGAGGUACAGCAGGAGCGGCGACUGCGCGAGCUGCUCGCGGAAACGGUGCAGUCGCCCAUUGGCACGGCGCUUUUUGGCCUGUAUGGAGAGGCUGUCAUUGUCUCACCGCCAGGUAGUUCAAGGCCCUCCUUCACUUCAGUGAGCGGUGGUCCCCUCGAUGCUAACCCGGGAGCGAGCACACCCAUGUCUCCUAUGGCCUCCUAUCUCACUUCAACACAGAGCGCCCACCAGGCGCGCAGGUCGAGCUUGAAAUGGCAGCAGCAGACGGACGAAAUGCUUGCACGGGCGCUAGCCGAACUAGAGGAGGAGGAUGGAGGUGAUGGCGAAGAACACCAAACAACAGCUGCUACAAUAAGCGACGCCUUGAUUGGGCCUUCUAGUACCACGAUUUACGAAAAAGGCAACAUUUUGACGCUGCGUGUUCCAUCUGGCCAGGCAGAAUACGAAAAAGCACCGGAAGUUCUCGAAGACAAUGACGAUCCGCUAGUGCGACGUUACGAUGGCGUGAUCCCGCUUCCGAGCUACAGGCCGUCCUUUUCACACGAAAGUGCGCGUGCAGGCGCAAGCGUGCUGGAGGAUGCGCGAAGCUGGACUCUAGUGAAACGAGAGCUCGCGGUGAAUCGGGCCGUGCGACGCUAUGUCGAAGGUGGUGACGCACUUGUGGCCAUCGCGCGUUCAAAACUCAAAGUAGAAGAGACACGUGCACUUACAGAUGUGUCUCGUCCUGCCGAUGUGAGGAGGAUGGGCGAAGGAGAAGCGGUCCUCGCUAUAGAAGACGCACAGCAGGAAGAAGAAGAAUUGGAACGGGUUCGGCUUUUGUCACUUACAGAUGCCGAUGGGAGAAACGCUGAAGAAGAUAAAGUAAAAGGACGUGGAGAUUUUCUCUCACUCUCAAGAGAUCCCACAGCUGGCUCAUCUGGUUUAGACAGGUCGAAGCUGGAGGCACUGAAGGACGAUCACCCAGCGCAAGAAUCCUCGUCGAGCAGCUCCUCUGCCAGCGACUCGUCAUCUUGCGGCAUGAUGGAGGAUCAUCAAAGUGGGGACUUCGACGAAACCCCGACCACAACAUACUCCCCGACCGCUCCCCAAGGAAGAUCUUUACUACCCCAACAACCCCCCAAGGAGAAAAUGUCUUCCCAUGUCCAUGACAAAAGUAUUCGACUCCAGAAUCGACAGAAAACCAGCGCGUUGCUGGGUGAGGCGACGAUUCCAGCACUGCUGGAUGAAUCGCAACUCAGCAAGCAGCUUGCGCACAAAGGAAGCACCAUACUAGCGGACCAGACGCUGGAAACACAACCGCCUCGACAGACCGAGUGCAUAGUAUCUCUAGAAGAGAGUUCUCAGCGUCGAAGCGAGGUCAGGCAUAGUAGUGAAACUCAGCCAGAGCUAGUCGAAUUAGCACAGAAUGAUAAACCGACAAGCUCUGGACCAGAAGAGGCGGACACAGUGAAAGGACUAGGCGCAACGUCAAGCGCAGCAGGCUCAGGACUAGAAGUGCCAUCUGCUCCGGAAGGACGGCCUUCAGCCGACGACCACGAACUUGCACCUGCUGCGACGGCCCUGGGUCGGGGCCUGGUGAAUGCAGUUUUUGCAGUUUCGGAUGUGAUAAACUUUGCUUUGACCACUAAUGAUGAGAACAACGUCGACCAGCCUCGCACUUUAGAUGAACGAAAGGAGGAGGAACCGGAAGAGGUUUUAGCCACCACAUCGGAGCCAAUAAUGGACAAUGCUGCCAACAAGAUGCUAAAACCCCUGACGAGGUUACGAUCUCGUUCCAUAAUGGGAAAGCUGAAUGAAUCACCCGACCCUGGGCUAGCCCAUCAGGAGCUUUCCCCAGGAAGUACUUCUCAAUCCCUUCCACCCACCUAUCCAGAAUUACAAAUUCCAGUCCAGGUUUCGAGUGCAAGCUCGCUUCCCCGAGAGAGAUCGGCGUCCAGCAGAGAUGGUAGUCAACAUAGUCCCGCGAGCGAGGAUCGCAAGGCGUCGUCUAGUAUGGGCGCCACGCAAAUGCUCAAUAACGCCUUGUUAUCGGUUGCGCGCGCUCCCCAAGAUAUCGUUUCCAUGUUCAGAGGUCAGCAGCAAGACGGGGGUGUUACAAGCAAUAAUGCUCAGCGAGGUCUUGAAGACUUUCUGGAUGAUUCUCAGAGCGAAAUAGUUGCUCACCGGUCAGAGUCUUUAGAGCCGCUCGAUGUCAGCGCUUUUACUGGUAAUUUCCUUGUCGACAGCGAAACCCAUCGUAGAACAGCUAACGAAAACUCAAUCGGCAGCUUGGGAAUAAAUACAACAGACUUGUUGUACACGCAGACACAGUCCAACACUGAUGAAGAGCAGCAAAAAACCUCACGAAAAAUCCAAGGUCCUAAUCUGAGGAGAGCCACUCGCGGCCCACUUUUUAAUCUCGCCUCAGCAGUGGGCGACACAGAUGAUGUGGAUAUUCUUGGGGAGUGGAGCAGCCCUGAAAGCGUCUCCCGUGAUCCUCUGGAUGCCGCUCCUUCGCGUCCUUCUGAAACCAGAAAAGAGGCUGACACAGACGGCGCUCCUUCUAGACCGGCGAUUACAUUUUUUGCGAACCCAUCACAGGAGCAGAAGAGCAGAAGUAGCUAUAGGCGAAGUAUACAGCUAGGCGAUGUGCUGGACGUGAGAGUCCCAGACUUUGCGUCAUACACUCGCGCACCCCCGAGGCAACGUAGAAAUACACGUGGUACACUAGUGCAACAAGAUCCAACUGUUGUUGAAGAUGUGCCAGUGGGGAAGCCACUAGGACAGACGUUUUCAACAGUUGAAAACAAUGGCACUACAAUUUCGAUCGCACCUGCAGCUACUAUUAUAAGCGCUCAGAUGGACGAGAGUACCAGCAGUAAAAGCUCAGACGCUUUUUCGGAAGACAGUGCUACGAAGAUUAACGCCCAGGAUGAGCGUCAAGACGCCAGAAUGAUGGAGUCCUCUCUUCCAAUGGUGUCCGGAGACAGAAGAGUCCCGGAUCCGCAAGAGCAGUUGCACCCAGCAGGUUUUACAGGUGAGCGCUCGUUGCAACCCACAAGUGGAAAUGAUGGUACAGCGCUUCAUAGGAGACAAGUUGAGCACAUCGCUUCUUCGGACUCUCCGGCGCAUAUUCCGACGGAGGGCUCAACUAGACGGGAAGGGCUAAACUCAGGAACAGAGUCCGACGCGGUGGGUCUUGUUUCCGCGAGAGGAACAUCUGCAGAAGAAGCUGGCUCAUCUUCGUCUUUCGCGAGCAAUUUGGUGCUCGGUUCCGCAGCUGCACCAGAUCCCGAGGUAGAAUCAGAAAUGCUCAGCGCGGAAUCACGUUCGCUCAAUGGUGACGACACCGAGGACGUCGAUCUCUCCUAAAAGAGGGCUCUUUGCUGCUUGCAUGUUGUGGUUGUGACCUGAUGAUAUUUUUUCGCCCGACAAGGGAUAGGUUCAAUGGCACUGCAUCUAUGAUGUAUGAAAGUCUGUGUAAUGUUGAUUUUUUGGAUUUUCUUGUCACUUGGCAUUAUGCUCUGUGCGAGUGUUAUUAAUUAGAAAUCCGAAGUGACAUGUACUUCUGCUUGACGUGACGACCACUCAAUGUCCUGUAGACAGCAUUGCCGAAGGCCGCGCAUGGAAGUAUCUGCAUCGUGCAACACAAGUGCCUAGAAGAAAAGCCAGUUUUUCUGGAUUUUCUCAGCGUAUAAGCAAGACGAUUGUCUGACUCCCAAGGGUCGUAUAUUUGUCCCCUGUUACUUCCUG